GGGGCGGGGCCGGCCGUUGGUCGUGUUGCGCGGCGGGUGCAGCUCAGCGUGCGGCGGGGACACAAACAGCGCGGGCCGCGUGUGGCGGCGCGCGCGCGCGCGGGGGCAGCGGAGCCGCCCCGCCUCCCCGCGGCGUUCCGGCGGCGGCGGCUGGUGCAGGACAAUGGAAGAGGCGGUGGCAGUGGCGGCGGCGGCAGUGGCAGUGGCGGCGGCGGGGGGGCCCUGCCCGGCGGAGCGGGCGGCGGCGGCGCUGAGCGGGGAGAACGAGGCCGAGAGCCGGCAGGGCCCGGCGGAGCGCGGCGGCGAGGCGGCCGCGCUCAACCUGUUGGACACUUGCGGCGUGUGCGGCCAGCCCAUCCAGAGCCGGCGGCCCAAGCUGCUGCCCUGCCUCCACUCCGUCUGCCUCCGCUGCCUGCCGCAGCCCGACCGCUACCUCAUGCUGCCCCCCGCCAUCCCCCCCCCGGCCGCCGGAGCCCCCAAGGAGCCGCCGCCGCCGGUGCCCCCCUCCUCGCCGGGCUCCUCGCCGGCCUCGCCCCUGCACUGCACGCCCGUUGGUGUUAUCCGUUGUCCAAUCUGUGGACAGGAAUGUGCAGAGAGACACAUCAUAGAUAACUUUUUCGUGAAGGAUACGACAGAGGUUCCCAGUAGCACAGUAGAAAAAUCAAAUCAGGUUUGCACAAGCUGUGAAGACAAUGCAGAAGCUAAUGGUUUUUGUGUGGAAUGUGUAGAAUGGUUGUGCAAAACCUGCAUCAGAGCUCACCAGAGGGUAAAGUUCACAAAGGACCAUACUGUACGACAGAAAGAGGAAGUAUCUCCAGAGGCAGCUGGUGUGUCCAGUCAGCGACCUGUGUUUUGUCCUUACCACAAAAAGGAGCAGUUGAAGCUCUAUUGUGAAACCUGUGACAAGUUGACCUGCCGAGAUUGCCAGUUACUAGAACACAAAGAGCACAGGUACCAGUUUAUAGAAGAAGCUUUUCAGAACCAGAAAGUGAUCAUUGAGACACUGAUCACCAAAUUAAUGGAGAAGACUAAAUACAUAAAAUAUACAGGGAAGCAGAUUCAAAAUAGAAUCCUUGAAGUGAAUCAGAAUCAAAAGCAGGUGGAGCAGGAUAUUAAAGUUGCCAUAUUUACACUGAUGGUAGAAAUAAACAAAAAGGGAAAAGCUCUGCUGCAUCAGUUGGAGACUCUGGCGAAAGAGCAUCGGAUGAAACUUCUGCAGCAACAACAGGAAGUGGCAGGUCUCUCUAAACAGCUGGAACAUGUCAUGAAUUUUUCCAAAUGGGCAGUUUCCAGUGGAAGCAGCACAGCCCUGCUAUACAGCAAGCGCUUGAUUACAUAUCGUCUACGAUAUCUUCUCCGAGCAAGGUGUGAUGCUUCACCAGUGACUAACAAUACCAUCCAGUUUCACUGCGAUCCUAGCUUCUGGGCUCAAAAUAUUUUCAAUCUGGGUUCUCUAGUAAUUGAGGAUAAAGAAUCCCCGCCACAUAUGCCCAAGAGCCCUGUGAUGGAAACAAACUUACAGCCACCAAGCAGCUUACCGUCAAACCAGCUGUCGAAGUUUCCAACACAGAUAAGCUUAGCUCAGCUCCGACUGCAGCACAUGCAGCAACAGGUCAUGGCUCAGAGACAGCAAGCUCAGCGCAGAGCAGGUCCAGUAGGUUUAUCAAAUCCAAGAAUGCCAGGAACCCUGCAGCAACCUCCUACUUCUCAUCAGCCACCUCCACGCUUAAUUCAUUUUCAGAAUCAUAGCCCCAAGUCCAAUGGGUCACCUCUUCCUGCACAGCAGAUAAGAUUUCCCUCAAAUCAGAACAUACCAAGGCAAGCCAUAAAGCCCAACCCAUUGCAGAUGGCAUUCUUGGCACAGCAAGCUAUAAAACAGUGGCAGAUUGGCAGUGGACAAACUUCAACUGCCCCUUCAACUGCAAGCAGCACAUCAUCUACUCCUUCCAGCCCCACAGUCACUAGUGCUGUGGGAUGUGAUGGGAAGACAUAUGCUCCUCCUGUGAUAGAUCUGAGUUCUCCAGUGGGUAGCUCCUACAAUCUACCUUCUCUUCCUGAUAUUGACUGUUCAGGAAACAUCACACUGGAUAACAUUGUAAGGAAGGAUGGUGCUGCAGAGCAGAAUCAGCCAAAACCCCCUUCAAACAGAACUGUCCAGUCACCAAAUUCAUCAGUGCCAUCACCAGGCCUCUCAGGAGGAGCGAGUGUGACAAACAUACACCCUCCAAUUCGUUCACCCAGUGCCUCCAGUGUUGGAAGCAGAGAGAGUUCUGGCUCCUCCAGCAAGCCACCAGGAGCUGAUUCUACACACAGAGUCCCAGUUGUUAUGUUGGAGCCGAUCAGAAUUAAACAGGAGUCUAGUGCACCAAAUGAGAACUUUGAUUUCCCAAUUGUUAUAGUGAAGCAAGAAACAGAUGAAGAAUCGCGGCCUCAGAAUACGACCUUUUCAAGAAGCAUACUUACUUCACUGCUGUUAGAUAGCAAUCAUAAUUCCACUUCUGAUGAAGCUGUAUUAAGAACAGAUGCACCAGACAGCACAGAUGAUCAACCAAGGAUACUACAGGAGACUACGUCCAGCGGGAAGACAGGAUGGUUAGGCCCCUCUUACAUAGGGGAAGGCAGAAAAGAGGAUGAUCCCAAUGAAGACUGGUGUGCAGUAUGUCAAAAUGGAGGGGAGCUCCUUUGUUGUGAGAAAUGUCCUAAAGUAUUCCACCUUUCUUGCCAUGUCCCUACACUGAUGAACUUUCCAAGUGGAGAGUGGAUUUGUACAUUCUGUCGGGAUUUGUCCAAGCCAGAAGUUGAAUAUGAUUGUGAUAACCCCACUCACAGCUCUGAAAAAAGAAAAUUGGAAGGCGCUGUGGGCUUGGCACCAAUAGAUCGUAGGAAGUGUGAAAGGCUGCUGCUGUACCUCUACUGUCAUGAAAUGAGUCUUGCUUUUCAAGAUCCAGUUCCUCCCACAGUUCCUGAUUACUACAAAAUAAUCAAGAAGCCUAUGGACUUGUCAACCAUCAAGAAAAGGCUUCAAGUGACGAAUUCAUUCUACGCAAAGCCAGAAGAUUUUGUGGCUGAUUUCAGACUGAUUUUCCAAAACUGUGCUGAAUUUAAUGAGCCUGAUUCAGAAGUGGCUGAUGCUGGCAUGAAGCUUGAAGCAUACUUUGAAGAACUUCUGAAGAGCCUUUAUCCUGAGAGAAAGUUCCCUGUACAACCAAACUGCCAGAGUGAAAAAGAUAAUCCAGAACUUACCGAUGACUCAGAUGAUGAUUUUGUACAGCCCCGGAAAAAACGCCUUAAAGGAGAAGACCGUCAGUUGCUUAAAUAAGUCGCAUGUAUUGCUAUGGAAUGUUUUUUAAAAACUAUGAAUAUUUAUCACUGUUAAUUGUCAAAAGGGGAAAAAUCAUGACUGCUUUGACCUGUAGAUUUGUGGAUGUUUACUAGACUUUCUACCCCUCCUGUGAAACACAAAUCUAAUGGCGAUCAAGGCAUGUGGAAAGCUGUUUCUCUGAAGUUCCAAACUUUCAUCCUACUUCUGGAACAGUAUGGAAAUUGCUAUAUGAGUGGGAUGACAGCUGCUUAAAUUUGCUUUGAGGAAGAAAAGAAGUUUGUAUAGACUUGAAGUUUAAAACAUUACAUGGGUUCAACAUGUGGCUUUCUGAGUUUGAAGAAAAUGUGAUUUCACCAGACAUUUAAUUUUACCAAAGGCAUGUGGCUGGCCAUAAUUUGAUUUCCCUGUACUGUAUUUUAACACAAGCCAUGAAACAGAUGGUGUAAUACUGUUGUCCUACGAUACUGACUGGUACAAUGAAGGUGUAGUUGCUCCCAGAGAAGGUAUCGGUAAUUUUAAAAUGUAAGGGAGAGUGUAUUAAAAAUAAUUUUAAAAAAAUAGGGGGUGGAAUUUGUUUGAGAGUUUUAAUGGAAACAAGAAAAGACAAAAUGCUUUGUUUUGCACCAUCUUUCUCACCACCAGCAAGAAGCAAUGAUAUUCCUGUACUAUAUUGUUUAACAGGUAUUUCACAGGUUUGAUGUACCUAUAUUUAAUGGAGGUCAUGGCAAAAUUGCAAUGAAAAAAUGAUUACUUGCA
Dromaius novaehollandiae (emu) is the source of this 4078-nucleotide messenger RNA. RefSeq names its product tripartite motif containing 24 (gene TRIM24). Bases 164 to 3319 code for a protein of 1051 amino acids. Gene Ontology annotation, cellular component: chromatin. Gene Ontology annotation, molecular function: zinc ion binding; protein binding. The transcript has 19 exons. Lineage: Eukaryota; Metazoa; Chordata; Aves; Casuariiformes; Dromaiidae. The record is from RefSeq and is a predicted model, not a curated record.